ACUUGUGUCUCCUUGAAUCACGUGUUUUGAACUUGGACGCUACUCUCUCUUUUUACAGCCCUGGAUGAUGCUCCGUGACCUCUCGCGAGACAGCAGACACAACACCGGAAGUUCAAAUCAAUGUGGUCUGUGAACUUUUACCGAGCAACCAAACAGAGGAAAUAAGUUUGUUAUGCUCCACAACAACAUCGGUACUAUAUGUAUAGUAGUCCGCGACGUUAGUCGCUCGACAGAACAGCAAGAUGUCUUCCGUCAAUCCGGAAAGAAACUUGAAGUCGGUGUGCAAGAAAGUUGACGAGGCUCUGGCAAUGGAGUUUUUUUAUCACGAAGUUAAACGUGACCGCCACAUGCCUCAUCUGCAGGCAGCACGUAUUGUUUAAGGGGUUAAUUAUGAAGCGGCAUUACCUCGCAAAACACGCGGGAAAGUAUGAUAAAUACAAGGGACGGAGCAGGAAGACUAUGUCCGGCGAGCUUCAUGCAGAAUUCAACAGCUCCAAAGGGACCUCGGCGAUAGAACCGGCACCUGUACAUAAAGAGAUCGCCCCAGCCAUGCCAAGUCUAAAGCUGAUAUCUGCGACAGACACGCAGUAUUCAGCAGCUGUGCUUAAGUCAAUGAACGAGCAGCGAAAUCAUGGAUUAUUUUGUGAUGUCACCAUUAUCAUACAGGACAAGAAAUUCCGAGCGCACAAAGCAAUCCUGUCUGCUUCAAGUACUUAUUUCCACCAGCUCUUCAGUGUAGCCGGACAAGUGAUUGAGUUAAACUUCAUCAAAGCUGAAAUUUUUGAGGAGAUUCUCAAUUACAUUUACAGCUCCAAGAUCUUCCGUGUGCGCUCUGACAUGCUUGAGGAGCUCAUCAAUGCUGGACAAAUACUUGGAGUCAAGUUCAUUGCAAAUUUGGGGUCCCCAUUAUCACAAGUUAAGGGUCUGCCUGGUUUGUCAAAGGAGACUGGAAGCAAAAGUGACACAGCUACACAGAUGAUGCCCAUCAUUGCGGAGUCUUUCUCAAUAUCCGCUGAGGAAUUCAAUCAGACAAGCAAGCAGGCGGGCAACGACUCGGACUCGGACAGUGACGUUAUGUUUGUCUCACAGACGGAUGCUCAAACCAGAGCAGCCAACCAGAAAGCCAAAUCUGGUGAGGUAAUUGAUUUGGAUACAGCGGAUUCAGGAAACACAGCUGUUUCAGGAAACACAGCGAAUUCAGAAAAUGCAGUGUCAAAGCAAAAUGAAGAAUCAAAUCAUACAGUUGCGAAAGAAAAAGAGAAAGCCGAGAAAGCCAAGACCUCCUUGAAAACAAGUCCUGCGGAGCCUCCCAGCAUCAGUGGUCCAAUCCCCAGUAUCCCCAAAAGCAGCCCUCUGCACAGUCCAGACAGCAGCUCCAAUAACUUGUCGUCCCCUGCCAGAGUUUCCUCAGGAAGUGCCCCAACAACGCCAGCCAGGUCAAGCAAUGCCACGCCUGAGCCAUCAAGUGCCUCUCAGUCCUCUGAAAGCAGCAACAUAAUGGGAGUCCACAAGAAGCAGGUCUCUGCUUCUUCUCAGCAAGGGGAUUUCAAAUUAAAGCUUGUAGAUUUGUCUGACCAUACAGGUCAAACUAACAGUCCCAAAUCGGUCAUAGCAGCGAAAAAGACAGUGACGCUCAAUACAACCACAGAGAUCGAUUCAAUUUCAUCAGGCUGUAAAGUGUAUGCGAAUAUUGGGGAAAACACAUACGACAUUGUCCCAGUGAAGGAAGAUCCAGGUGAAGGGGGCUCUAAAGCCAAUAAAGGGAAGAGGUCAUUAAUGGCUACGCCUUUGAAACCCCUGGAUAAACCCCCCACCUCACCCAUGGGCGGCCCGAACAAGAAGAAAACCAAAACAGAGCUAGAGGAUCACUAUGAGCUCAUCAUGGAUGGGAAGACUUUCUAUGUGUGCAUCGUCUGCAAGCGCCCCUACGUUUGUCUGACGAGUCUCCGUCGUCACUUCAACACCCACUCGUGGGAAAAGAAGUACCCCUGUCAUUACUGCAACAAGGUCUUUGCACUGGCCGAGUACAGAACUAAACAUGAAAUCCAUCACACAGGAGAGAGGAGGUACCAGUGCUUGGUGUGCAAUGAAACAUUCUUGAACUACCAGCUGCUGUCAACCCACUGCAAGCAGGUCCACAACCAGGAUCCCAGUGGGAGGAAAGAGAAGGAUGAGACGGACAACAACGUAUACCGGCUCCUGCCGUGUAAAACGGUGCAGAUGAAGCCGUACUCGUGGAGCACUGAUGGGCAGGGGGUCCCCGUCAUAUCGGAGGACGGCAGCGUGCAUCACAUAACCGCCGGCGGCGAAGAGGUCCACUCCUCCACUCAGAGCAGGAUGUUGAACUGGGACGACAUCUUUAUCGAGCCCGACGCUCACAUGCCGCCGGAUAAUCGCGCCCGACCGACGCCGACCAUUAACAAUCCUCAACCAAGAGCCACAGAGUUUGACUUCGUUAUACCAGAGACUUACUGAGCAGCCCUAGCUGCUCCAUUAGCUGUGCCUUUUAGGUGCCCCCCCCCCCCCCCACACCCUCAUUUCCUCCUUGGUUCCAUGCCAACAAUAUUCUGUAAUUCUUAAGUCAGCUUAACGUACGGUCACAUUAGCAUAUUUUCUUUCAAUGACAUUUUUCUGUUGUAAUAUUGUACUAAACUCGAUGAUGCACGCGAGAAUAAUGCGAGUCGGCCAUAGCCAGCUAGAGAUUGCUUGAAUGUCUGGAGUUGAAGGGAAAGGGAGACGCAGCGAACAGUUGACCAUACCGUUACUCUGCUUGUGUUAUAGCCUCGAUCUUUUUGUAUCAUUGGAAGAAAUGAUAGUCACAUUAGCAAAAAUAUAUGGAAGUGGUUGCCGCACAGUAAUACGAUCAAGGAAACAAUUAGUUCAUCUGGUUGAUUUAAAAAUUCCAUGCAAGAAGACUCACCAGCGGUAAUAAAAAGUAAAAUCAUGUUUGUUUAAUUUGUCACUAUAAUGCAAGUUAUAUCUAUAUAAACUUAAAUUGUACUUAUGUCAUUCAUACAGGUAAAUGGGAUCUGCCUUUUUAAGAAUGUGAAUCAUCGGGAGAUGAUUUUGUGGGUAACCCGGAGACCUGCUUUUCACAGGAUACAUUAUAAUGCAUUUUGUGGUUUCAACAGAUUUGUAUAAAAUACAGGAUAUGACCCAUAAUCAAAUUAAACUCUGUUGCACACUUCUUUAUCUAUCAUUAUGCAUUGGCCAUGAAUUGGAUGGAAAGUUGUGUACUUGUUUGCAUUUCCACAUCUGGGUAUUGUGGAAGGGAAGAUGUAUAAUGGUUAUUUAAUGUUUCAGCGGUUGGAAAACAAGUUAUGGAUUACUUUUUUGUUGAUUAAACACCCGUUUUAUUUUCAUACAUAUUUUUAUUUCCUAUGCUUGUCAUUUUCACUUUAUUUUUAAUAUAUAUUUCCAAGCCAAAAUCCUCCAUAGAGCAGGCUAGAGACUAGCAUACAUGUAAUCAUAGGAGUCACGUAAAUUGAGAAUGUUUUCAGUCCCUACAUAAAGCACUGGGUGUUGGAUCAUGCUGAGUUGUUUUUCUGUAAUAUUUUUACUUUUUUACUCUUGUUUUUUUCCAUUGUAUCAAAAUUUAGUAAUUGAGCAGUAUGAGUAAAAUGUAGUGGUAACAUGGGAAUCUUUUACUUUGUGUCAUUCAAUAAAAUUAUGCUAAAUUAGUUUAUUAAUUAACAGGUUAACAUUGGUGUCUGAUGUACAGUAUUUUUGUUUUACUCCCACUGUCUUUUGUUUCAGAUGUAUUUAUUAGGUUAAUAGCCGUAUAGAACAUGGGAUAGUUAUUACAUUCUCUGUUCUGUUGUCCUUUAACUAUGUUCCUUUUCUGUCAAUUAGUAACAAGGGUUCCCUGAUGGUAAAUAAAUUAUUCUUUUACUAUUUUUA
Messenger RNA from Cyclopterus lumpus (lumpfish), 3900 nucleotides. RefSeq names its product zinc finger and BTB domain containing 33 (gene zbtb33). Gene Ontology annotation, cellular component: nucleus. The record is from RefSeq and is a predicted model, not a curated record. The transcript is spliced from 2 exons. Bases 391 to 2475 code for a protein of 694 amino acids. NCBI's taxonomy places the organism in Eukaryota, Metazoa, Chordata, Actinopteri, Perciformes, Cyclopteridae. Gene Ontology annotation, molecular function: protein binding; RNA polymerase II cis-regulatory region sequence-specific DNA binding; DNA-binding transcription factor activity, RNA polymerase II-specific. Gene Ontology annotation, biological process: regulation of transcription by RNA polymerase II.